Messenger RNA from Colletotrichum acutatum, 699 nucleotides. Its product is annotated as HORMA domain-containing protein. The annotation marks the transcript as partial. Gene Ontology annotation, cellular component: nucleoplasm; cytoplasm; kinetochore. The record is from RefSeq and is a predicted model, not a curated record. Gene Ontology annotation, biological process: mitotic spindle assembly checkpoint signaling. NCBI's taxonomy places the organism in Eukaryota, Fungi, Ascomycota, Sordariomycetes, Glomerellales, Glomerellaceae. The transcript is spliced from 5 exons.
GACAAGGAGGACAAGUCCAAGGUGCACAAGCUCGCCCUCAAGGGCAGCGCAAAGCUCGUGGCCGAAUUCUUUCAAUACUCGAUACACACCAUCCUCUUCCAACGAGGUGUCUAUCCAGCAGAAGACUUCUCCGCCGUCAAGAAAUAUGGUCUCAACAUGCUAGUCUCCUCCGACGACCAAGUCCGAGCCUACAUCAAAAAGAUCAUGUCCCAACUAGACCGCUGGAUGCUCCGCGGCAAAAUCUCCAAGCUCGUCAUCGUAAUCACAGACAAGGACACAGGCGAACACGUCGAACGCUGGCAAUUCGACGUCGAAAUCUUUGGCCGCCCCUCAAAGUCCAAAUCCUCAAAGACCUCGUCCUCCAAAUCAUCCUCCUCCUCCUCAAAACCAACAGACCAAGAAAACGCAUCCCCCGCCACCGCAGAGGACGCGACCCCCGAAAAGACGGAACAAGAAAUCCAAUCCGAAAUCGCCGCCAUCUUCCGCCAAAUCACCGCCUCCGUCACGUUCCUCCCCCAGCUCAAUGGAGACUGCACGUUCAACGUCCUCGUGUACGCCGACGCCGACUCCGAGGUGCCCGUCGAGUGGGGCGACAGCGACGCCAAAGAGAUUGUCAACGGCGAGCGCGUCCAGCUGCGUGGGUUCAGCACCAGCAAUCACCGUGUUGACACCCUCGUCAGCUACCGCUUGGCGGAGUAG